This is a messenger RNA of Bombyx mori (domestic silkworm), 1014 nucleotides long. RefSeq names its product ubiquitin-conjugating enzyme E2 T. The record is from RefSeq and is a predicted model, not a curated record. Lineage: Eukaryota; Metazoa; Arthropoda; Insecta; Lepidoptera; Bombycidae. The transcript is spliced from 2 exons. Bases 139 to 609 code for a protein of 156 amino acids.
UGUUUUGUAGAACUUCAAACUGUUUGAAGUUUUAUGUCCCGGGAACUUAGAAUUCUUAGUCCCGGUCAUAACAAUGAAUUGAAUUAAAAAGUACGAAUCUUCUCUCAGAAAUUAAGUAUCUAAAUAUCAAGUAAUACUAUGCUAUCAAGUGCUAGAGCUGCUCGCAUCGCGCGUGAGGUGAAGAAUUUUGAAAUGAAGCCACCUUGGGGGAUUAGUUGUUUUCCGUUAAAAGACGAUCAGUAUGACAACCUGUCCGUUAUUCUUCUUGGACCAAAGGGAUCUCCUUACGAGAAAGGAACGUUCAAAUUAACUGUGUCUAUCCCGGAAAGAUAUCCGUUCGAGCCUCCUUUAGUUAAAUUUAUAACACCAGUUUAUCAUCCUAAUAUUGACAAUGGAGGAAGAAUAUGUAUGGACCUGUUAAAAAUGCCACCAAAAGGUACUUGGUUACCGACGAUCACACUGGAAACGUUACUUGUUUCAUUACAAUCACUCCUCGCGAACCCAAACCCUGAUGACCCACUGAUGAUGGAUAUCGCUUAUGAGUAUAAAUACAACAUGGAUACUUUUAUUCAGAAUGCUAAACAACAAACUGAGAAAUAUGCUGUGUGAUAUCAGGACUAAUGAUAACAUAAAAAAUGUUAACUUGAAUUUAUUAUUAAGUGAAAAGGAAUAGAGUUUUAUGAUUACAGGCCAAAGUUGUUGACCCACUUGAUUUAGAGUACUUAAAAUGUAGGCCGUAUUCAUUGUUUUUAUAUGCCCUUUGUUUUAUAUGUAUAUGUAUAACUUUCAGGAUACUUAUAGGAUACUUUCACAAUUUUAGAUGCAUCUCAUCAAACAUUGUCUUGAUAUCUGCAAUGAGUAUUAAGCUGUGUAUCUAAUAUAUGCUAACAAUAUAUUUUUAUAUGAUAUAUUCCAUUAUUAAUAGAAAAUACAAAAUUAGUACCUGUUAUAAUAAUUUAUGAAAUUGAUAAGAGAAGUGCCCAUACAAUAUUAAAAAAAAAGUGUUUGUUACAA